This is a messenger RNA of Hypoxylon trugodes, 2028 nucleotides long. RefSeq names its product hsp70-like protein. Gene Ontology annotation, biological process: cellular response to unfolded protein; protein refolding. The record is from RefSeq and is a predicted model, not a curated record. Lineage: Eukaryota; Fungi; Ascomycota; Sordariomycetes; Xylariales; Hypoxylaceae. The coding region runs from base 1 to 2028 and encodes 675 amino acids. The transcript has 4 exons. Gene Ontology annotation, cellular component: cytoplasm; mitochondrion. Gene Ontology annotation, molecular function: ATP hydrolysis activity; misfolded protein binding; ATP binding.
AUGCUGGCCUCCCGCUUUGCCAGAGCUCUUCCACGAGCAACUCCCACAGCUGCACGAUGGGCCGCACCUCUACGAAAACCUUUAGGAUCUAGCUUCGCUCGAUAUGAGUCGACGGAGGGCAAAGUUCAAGGUGCCGUCAUCGGUAUCGAUCUCGGUACGACGAACUCAGCUGUUGCUAUCAUGGAAGGAAAGGUUCCCAAGAUCAUUGAGAAUUCAGAAGGUGCCCGAACAACACCGUCCGUAGUAGCGUUUGCUCAAGAUGGUGAAAGAUUAGUCGGUGUCGCUGCGAAGCGACAGGCUGUUGUUAACCCAGAGAACACUCUCUUCGCCACCAAGCGGUUAAUUGGACGAAAGUUCACCGAUGCCGAGGUCCAAAGAGAUAUCAAGGAAGUCCCUUACAAGAUUGUACAACACUCCAAUGGCGAUGCUUGGGUGGAGGCACGAGGACAGAAGUACUCGCCGUCGCAAAUUGGUGGUUUCGUCCUGAACAAAAUGAAGGAGACCGCUGAAUCCUACCUCAGCAAACCAGUUAAGAAUGCUGUUGUCACCGUCCCCGCCUACUUCAACGACUCUCAACGUCAAGCCACCAAGGACGCCGGUCAAAUUUCUGGUCUCAACGUCCUCCGUGUUGUUAACGAGCCCACCGCUGCCGCUCUCGCGUAUGGUCUAGAGAAGGAAGCUGAUCGAGUAGUUGCCGUCUACGAUCUUGGUGGUGGUACUUUCGAUAUCUCGGUUUUGGAAAUCCAGAAUGGUGUUUUCGAGGUCAAGUCGACGAAUGGUGAUACUCACUUGGGUGGUGAAGAUUUCGAUAUCCGCCUGGUUCGCCACUUGGUUCAACAAUUCAAGAGCGAUUCUGGCAUUGAUCUAUCUAAUGACCGCAUGGCUAUCCAGCGAAUCCGCGAGGCCGCUGAGAAGGCCAAGAUCGAGCUUUCUUCCUCUCUUCAAACCGACAUCAGCCUUCCUUUCAUCACCGCCGAUGCUUCAGGCCCCAAGCACAUCAACACCAAGAUGACUCGAUCCCAACUUGAGAGCAUGAUGGACCCUCUGAUCACUAAGACUAUCGAGCCGGUCCGCAAGGCGCUCAAGGAUGCGAACCUACAAGCCAAGGACAUCCAAGAGGUUAUCCUUGUUGGUGGUAUGACUCGUAUGCCUAAGGUUUCCGAGUCGGUCAAGAGCAUUUUCGGCCGUGAACCCGCCAAGUCCGUCAACCCCGACGAGGCUGUCGCUAUUGGUGCUGCUAUCCAAGGUGCUGUUCUGUCUGGUGAGGUCAAGGAUCUCUUGCUUUUGGAUGUCACCCCUCUGUCCCUCGGUAUUGAGACCCUUGGUGGUGUUUUCACCCGAUUGAUUAACCGUAACACGACUAUCCCCACCAAGAAGUCCCAGGUCUUCUCCACUGCCGCCGACUUCCAGACUGCUGUCGAGAUCAAGGUUUACCAGGGUGAGCGUGAACUCGUUAAGGACAACAAGCUUCUAGGAAACUUCCAGCUAGUUGGUAUCCCACCGGCACACCGUGGUGUUCCUCAGGUUGAGGUCACCUUUGACAUUGAUGCCGACUCUAUUGUCCACGUCCACGCCAAGGACAAGAGUACCAACAAGGACCAGUCCAUCACCAUUGCUUCCGGCUCCGGUCUUUCCGAGUCUGAAAUUGAACAGAUGGUUGAAGACUCCGAGAAAUACGCUGAGCAGGACAAGGAGCGCAAGCUUGCCAUUGAGUCUGCCAACCGUGCCGACAGCGUUCUAAACGAUACCGAGAAGGCUCUCAAUGAGUUUGCCGACCGACUAGACAAGACUGAAGCUGAUGGUAUUCGAGAGAAGAUCACUUCUCUCCGAGAAUUCGUCAGCAAGAGCCAGUCUGGUGAGGGUACUGCCACUGCUGCGGAAAUCAAGGAGAAGACGGAUGAGCUCCAGAUGGCCAGCUUAAACCUCUUCGACAAGAUGCACAAGGCUCGUUCUGAGUCCGGUGAGUCAUCCGGCAAUUCCGAGUCCGGUUCUUCGGAAUCCAAGCCCGACGAUGACAAGAAGCCUUAA